AGCACCAGUCGCUUGAAUUGGGCCGAUCGAUACGAACGCGUUACGGAUAGCACGGAAAUUUGAUAAACAAACGCUAAAGUAUUUAAUACGCCAGAGUUUACAAGGCAAACCGCGCGCGAUAAUUAUUUUACGCAUACACAGAUAUGUUUUUAUUCGCCACUGUCUUUGGCGGUAUUGCCGCUCUGCUGCUCUUCCUGGCGCUGAUCAUUGUGGUGCUGCGCUUGAAAUCAAAACUAAUCUUCGGUAUUUACCCCUCGAAGGGACUCUUCUAUCAACUCAAGUAUGUCAUUGCACUGCUGCUAGUAAAGCGUCUACGUCAUCGCGUUUAUCACACAAAGGACGAUCUGAAAUCGCCCAUAUUUCUGUCGCAAAUCGAUCGUCCACAAACGCUAGGCGAUAAUCCACAAAGCUACGAUGUAGUCUCCUUCAUGGGCGCCAAUGAGCAGGGUGAGAAGGUAUUUGUGUCCUUGGAGCGCCGCCGGCGUGGUGUGCUGAAAGCCUGUCUCUAUCUCUAUCUACCCGAGCAAGGCUUGUACUGCACACCCAAAUUGCCCGACAUGCUGCACUUCACGACAGAUGGCACAGAGGAGAACGAUGAGUUCAAAGGUUGCGGCUUCCAUAUUUACCCCGAAGAAUCGAUGCGUCAAUGGCGCGUACGCUACGAAGGCGAGCUGCGUCCAGCAUCGGAUGAGCGUAAGCGUUUGCCAGUGAAGCUAAACCUGCAAUUCACAACGCAAGCACCAUUCUUUCACUACAAUCGCGAUUUGAGCUCUGCCGUUAUAGCCGAUUCGGUGGCACGCGAGGCUUGGAAUGACGCUUUCUAUAAUCUGCUCAAGAAUGUGCCACAAAUGGUUGAAAAGCGCAUACAUUACGAGCAAUGUGGCCAGCUGGUGGGUGAGCUGCACUUGGCUGGACGUGGCUCUCAGCUGCAGCUGAUCGGUUUUCGCGAUCACAGUUUCGGCACCGAACGUUGUCUAGAGCACAUCAAUCGUUACGUUUAUGUGGCGAUUUUCCUUGCCGAUGGCACGAGCAUGGUUGUGGGCAAUCUCAGCCAACCAUCCUUCUUCCUCUCAUCGCUCAAAGUCGGCUAUGUGUGCACGACGAAAGGCGUUUACGAACCAAUAACGAGUUGUAAUUUUGAGCUCUACACUUAUGGCGAGAAGGGCACUCCACCGCGUAAUAAGAAUUUCAUUGUGAAAACCGCUAAGGCGAAGUACUUCGUGCAGAUCGAGGAACAGCAAUCGACGGUGCGUUAUGUAGGUGCCGAAUGGGCAUCGAAGGUCUACAAUCAAUUUGUGAAGUGCACCGUGAAUGGCAUAAAGGGACAAGGAAUUACUGAGUAUUUAUAUAAGAAUAAGAACAGCGAACGGCCGGAAGCGGUGAGCGCAACAGAUCCGGAGUGGUUUAGGCGCGUGAAGAGCUUUGAAAGGAGUUUAAGCAGAGGCGAGGUGGAAGAUGAAGACGAGGUGUUCUUCUUUUGAGCCAUGCUAAGCGAAAUUGGAGCUGUAUUGGAAGGCACGCGAAUGUAAAAUAGAGUUUAAGGAGUUUUUAAUAUAAGCAAGUGAGGAAACUGGAGAAGAAUGAAAGUGCAAGAAAAAAUGAAAAACUUGGAAUUUUAGUUGUACUUUAAAAAUUUACACAAGGACUGAACAUAUUUUUAAAUAUUCUUGUAAAUAAAUUAGUGCAUAGUUUUUGGUGCGAGCUGUUAUUUAUUAUCAAAUUUUAUUUAAAAAUACUUUUACGUACACAAAAUAAAAAAAAAAUAAUCA
Messenger RNA from Anastrepha obliqua, 1769 nucleotides. RefSeq lists its product as uncharacterized. The coding region runs from base 144 to 1481 and encodes 445 amino acids. Lineage: Eukaryota; Metazoa; Arthropoda; Insecta; Diptera; Tephritidae. The transcript has a single exon. The record is from RefSeq and is a predicted model, not a curated record.